Messenger RNA from Paramecium octaurelia, 9359 nucleotides. Lineage: Eukaryota; Ciliophora; Oligohymenophorea; Peniculida; Parameciidae. The record is from the annotation of a GenBank genome assembly.
AUGUUUAAAAAGGUCACAGAGUUGUAUUUAAGCAUCAUCAUGUAUAAUAGAAAAUUUUAAUUUUAGGGUAUAAUUAGUUUAUUGCAGUUGUGAAGUAUUCAAAAUAAUCACAACCCCAGAUACAGGUGAAAGAUUAAUUGAAUAAGAUUUAUCUACACUUGUUCCAUUAGAUUAUGCUUGGGGUGUGUGGACAAAAUAUUCUUAAUUUUAUGCUUCCGUUGACAAUCUUGCCUUGCCGAUCUAAUCUCUGCAUGUUGUAACAGAAAAAAAGUCCAAUAUUGCCUAUUUAGUGUAUUACAUUACUUUGAACUAAGAGGAAAAAUCAUUCACUCACAAUCUUUAUAUAUUUCAUUAAGGCUCUUAUCAAAUAAGAGAACUCAAAAUAGAUCAAUCAAUUGCAAUCGAAAAAUGGGUGUUUUUCUACUUUUGUUAUUAAGAGUCGUUGGCAAAAUAUAAUAUUUUCUUAUACAUCUAGAAUGAGGAUGAAAAUGUGUAGAUGAUUGAAGGAGGGCCUUAUACUCUAGAAAUUAGAGAUUAUAAAUAGUAUUUUCUUGGUGGAUCAUCCAUAGUAUACAUGAAUCUAAAUUUAGUUUACUCUUGCCUUGGAUUCCAAAUCAUAGCAAUUAAAUGAAUUUUCUGGAUAAAUUAGCAGCAUGGAUCUAAGAGAAGGCUCUAAAUACUAUUAUUCAGAUAUUCCAACAUUUUUAAAUAACAUAGAACUAAAUUGCGAACCAGAGAUUUGUGAAAAAAUUAUUGUUAUGCCCAUAAUUUCAUAUAUGAAAGGUGGAACUAUGUUACAACAGCCUGUAGCUUAUAUUAAUAGUAAAUUUAUGUUAUCUGGAUGGAUCAUAUUAAAAGAUGUGGCAGAAGUAAUUAUGUAAUGAAUUUUAGUUAUAAACCCUUGAGAGUGUGUUAUUCAGGGCUACAUUAAGAUAUUCAUACUUUUAGGAUAAGUAUUAAGGAGAUAAAGCAAUAUAUUGGAAAUAUAUUCAAAGUUCUCUUAAUGAAAAUUUAAACGGAUUUUAAGUUACAACUUAUCAUAAUAAUCAAUCAGAAGGCUUCAAUUAAUAUUAAACCUAAGAUAGCGAUUCUUGGUUAGAAUUAAACUAAUAUUAUUUUGAAGCAUUAACAUUUUGGCACUGGUUUGUAUAUCAAGAAGGAAUAGAUGAAGAAAAUAACAUCAAAUUGACAAUUUAUUUUGGCUCUGGAGAAUAAGAGAAAAUAUUCACAAUGAAAUAAUAACAUAUUUAAAAUGCCAAAUUGUAUUUUCAUAUCGGAGGAGAUAAUUACAACUAAAAUUUUAAUGGAUCAAUUCGUAAUUUAACCUUCAGAUAUUGUUAUAAUGAUGAUACUCCAAUCCCUAAAUGUAUUGUAAAUUAUGAUUAAUAGUGUGCCAUUAUUCUUGUAAAGCAUGCUUUGGUCCACUAGAAAGUCAUUGUUUAUCAUGUGAGGAUACUUUGACUUCAAAGAGAUCACUUUCAAAGUCAAAAUGUUAAUGUUAAGAUGGAUUUGUGGAUGACGGAAGUUAAAACUGUAAACGUAUAAAAUUCACAUUAUUUUAGCUCGAGGGAAUAUUCUAAAAAAUAUCAAUAUUUAGGAAGCUUUAGAAUCAGAACAUAUGGGAUGUCAAAGAUACUAAUUCUAAGUAAAAAUAAAUGAAAGCUUAUAUUGUUUGGAUUGUCCUGGAGCAAUUUCUCCCUAUGGAUUAUAUUGUAUUGAUUGUAUUUAGAAUCCUAUCUCAUGGUAUUUGAAUCCAAAAUGCACAACUGAUUACCUAUAAACUUUUUCAAAUGAUACAAAUUAUGUAUUCAUAAAAAAAGAGAGAAAAUUACAAGAUGUCGAAUACUAUUUAAUAAAUUAGCCAAUUAUCUCGAAAUAGCCCAUCCUUGAACCAUGCUUUGGAUGUUUCGAUAAAGUAGAUCAUUCUUUCAAUUUUAUUGAAAAAUACACCUUGAAUAGAAUCUCAAAAUUUUUAUGCAAGAGUUGUUAUCAACCAAUUAAUGGGGAAUGUGUAAAUGUAAAUUUAAAUUGUGAUGAAUGCAAUAAUUAUCAAUAAUGUUUAAGUUGUCAAACAAACUAUACUCUAUUUGAAAACAAAUGUUUGGAAUGUCCAUCCGAAUGUCCUAAUUGUAAAUACAAUAUAACUGGAUAGUAUUGUAAUGAGUGUAUAACUGGAUAUUAUUUUAAUUCAACUCUUGAACAAUGUCAGCAAUGUGGUUAAUUCUGUAAAGUUUGUAUUUUUUCCUCUGUAUUGGAUAAUCUACAAUGUAUAAGAUGCAUACACGAUUAAGAUUAUUUCAUAUCUGCAGAAAAAAUAAAUUGCAAAAAGAAAACGCUACCAAAUUGCGAGAUUGAAGUAGCAGAACAUUAUAUAGUUUAUUUUAAUUCAAGUUACCUUUUAAAACCUUAAUAAUAUAGUAAUUCUCUUGACAUAGUUGCUUUCAAAGAAACACUUCCAGUAUUUUAAGUCUGUCUUAAAUGCGAAAAUGGAUAUAUAAAUAAAAUGUACAUUCAAUCAUAGUAUGAAUGUGUCACCAUAGAUUCAUUAGGGCCAAUAUUACCUUAAGAGUUAAAGCUCAAAUUACUUGACUCGAAAAACAAUGAUUUCCAAUUAGCUUUAUAUAGUUUGCCACCAUCUCCAUUACCACAAUUUUUUAUCAUAUACGGAAAUAAUGUUAAUUCUUACUCUAGUAUUACUAUUAUUUCUAAUCCAAUUUCUGGUCCUUUCUGCAAAGAUUCUAAAUGUAUGGUGUGUGUAGAUAAUUAUGUUCAAGAAUCAUAAUAUUGUAUGCAAUGUUAUAACGGAUAUUAUUCAGAUACAUUUCUUGGAAAAUGCUAUCAAUGCCCAUCAAACUGUUCCUAAUGUGUCGAAUAAAACAAAAAGUAUUAAGAUGCUUGGAAAUGGCAAUAUAAACCAAACUAUCAUUUUAGGAAUUACUUAUUAGGAGGUUAGCACAAUUUCAAUGCAUAUGGAACUAAAUUAGAUUUAGAAAAUUUAGAAGUCGUUUGCACAGCUUGCCCAUAAAAUGGUAUACUUUACAAUAAUAAAUGUUAUCCAAAAUGCAACUGUGAUGCUUGUAUUAUAGAGAAUGAUCAAUCUGUGUGUAUUAGUUGUUAAAGUUUAAAUACAAAAACUGCAUAUAGUGGACAAUGUCAUCUUUGCCCAAAAUUUUGUGAAUUAUGUAGGGAAAUCACUGAAGAAGAGAAAUUUAAUAUUAAUCCUUAUUUCUAACCAGAUGACAUUAACUUAGGAAUAUAUGCUUAGCAAUGUAUUAAACGUUAAUCUUAACCUCCUACUUCUGGUAUAUUGUACUAUGAUCCCUCUUUGGGUUAUGAAAUUAAUUGUCUAAAUCCUUAAAAGAAAGAUUGCUAUCUUUAUCUUGAAAUUCCAAUAAAUUUAUAUUGUUCAAAGCAAUCUUUUGAUCAUUAUUUUAAUAAGCUAGAAACUUAAGAAGAAUAAGAUGACUUUUUAAGCAAAAAUGCUCUUAUUUCGAAUAUAUUUUCAACUGCCAAUUUCAACCAUUUAUCUGUGGAAACUAACUAUCUAUUUAAUGAAUUAAACCAAAAAAGCGUAAAAUUAGUGAGAUAUAUCUUAACCUUAUUACCAAACGCAGGAGAUUGCUUGAUCACAAAAAAUGCAUUUCUUAAAUCAGAAAUCCGUCGAAAUGUCUUCACUUUACAAUAUUUAGAAUUAGUUUUGCAAUCUUAGAGUGGUAUGUAAAUUUAUCUUGAGGAUAAUAUUACUUUUUAUGAAUUCACUUCAAUUAACUUCAAAAAUCUUUAGCUUAUUCCAAAUAGUAAUAUAACUUACAUAAACAUUAAGAAUUUAUUUGGUGUGUCUGUAAUAAUAGAGGAAAUUACAUUAAUUAAUAUCAACUAAAAUUAAAUCUGCAUAUAGAUCUAAAAUCCAACAAAUAUAAUUAUGAAAAAUGUGUAAAUUUAAGAUUCUAAACUAUUAAAUCUGAAUGGAAUUAUAAAUUAUUAUUUUACUUAAAAUUUAACAAAACCUUUGGUGUUUGAAAUUAAUCAAUUUCUAAUCUUCAAUUGUGUAAUAAUCAAUUCAAAAUUAAUUGUUUAAAUUUUGGAUACUGGAUAUGGAAAUCAAGAGCUCAAAAUCAAUAAUCUCAAGUCAUUCAAUAAUAAAUAUGAGUCAUCUAUUCUUUUGUAAACUAAAUUUAUGAAUUCAAUUAGGGAAUCCAUUAUCCACAUUGAAUAAUUCAAUUCAGAAUAUGAUGAAUUAGCUAAUUCAAAUCUAAUUAAUGUACCAGGAGCAUUAAGCGUAAAAUUAAUCAACGUUAAAGUUUCUAAUGGGAUAUUCAAUCUUAAAGCAUAACUAUUCAAACUACCUUUAUUUUCAGUUGAUAAAAUGUUAAUAUCAAACAAUAAUUUCAAUAGUCCUGAUAGCGUCGUAAUAACAAAUAAACUUGAUACAUUAUACUAGGACAAUAUCAAAACAAAUAUAAUUUCAUUUAACACAAUAACUUAUAUUAAUAAUAAUUUUAUUGGAAGCAAAGUGUUCAUAGAACUAUUGCAAAGCGAUCAAUUUUUGAAUUUAGAUGUUAGGAUUAAUGGAUUGACUAUUCAAUCCAAUAAAUUUACAAACCAAAAUGAAAUGACUUCUGUAAAUACAGCUAAUUCUUCUUUAUAUUUUGAUGUGAAGUAUAUUAAUAUGGAGAAUGUUAACAUUAUUAGAGCAUUCACUCUCCCAGAGAUAUCUAUUAGCAAUGCGGACUAGAUAGUGAUAAAUAAUUUCAAAGCUACUUUAGAAAAUGAAUAUAAAAUUAAAUUGUUCCAUUAAUAAAGUUCUUGUUUAUAGAAGAAUAUAGAAAUUGGGUAUGGUAGCAUGAUUUUGGUAUAUAAUGCUAAAAUUUUUUUAAUUAAGAAUCUGGAGAUUAGAGGCUUAAUAGCUAUCAAUUAGCCUAUUAUAACAGUUAAAUCUUUGGAAAGAACGAAUAUAAGAAAUUUUGAAAAAAUUGAAAUGAAACUUCUUAACUUGGUAAAUAAUACCUUAAUUCUGACUAAACUUUCAGAGCAGCCUAGCGUUAUUAGCAUAAUAUCUGAGUAAGAGUAGAAAAUCAAUUUGCAAGACAUUACAGUUUUUAAUAACCAUCAUCAUACUUAUCAAGAAGACCAAAUCUAUAAAUAAUCAUCAACAAUUUACAUAUAGAAUCCUAACUCGGAAAUUAUAUUAAGUAAUUCUUCUUUUGAAAAUAACAUAAUCACAAAUAAUUAAGGGGCUAAUUUAGUAUUUAUUGGCAACAGUCUCAAUAUUACGGAUAGUUAUUUUAAUUCUUAAAAUUAAUAUUUAAAGGAUAGAUUAAUUUGGGGAUAUCUAUAAGAUGAAAUUACUUAUGUUGAGAAUUUGUAUGAAAUUUUCCCCAUCAGGUCUAAGGGAGGAAAUGCAUUUUGCUAAGCUAACACAAUUUACUUUUGGAAUGUUUCAAGUUAAAAUUCAGUGGCUUAUUAAGGAGGAGCAUUCUAUUUUGGAACUUAAUCUUAUGGGGUUCUUGAAAUUUAGAAUUGUAAUUUCAAUUUCAGCCAAACCAAUUUAUAAAUGUAGAGAAAUCACAAGGGGGAACAUUAUUUAUUGACUCUUCUCAAUCAGAUUUAAAUUUAUUAAUAUCAAACAAUCUGUUUUCGUAAAGUUUUAGUAGGUAAGAAGGAGGAACAAUCUUUUUAGAACCUUCAAGAAAUAAGAAUUAGAUAGUAAUUUCAAAAAAUGUAAUUUUAAAUGUUUAUUCAUUGGCAAUCGCUUUCUUUAAACUUCCUAUAAUUUUUAUGAGCAACUCUCUAAUUUUGAAUGUUGUAAUUUCUGAUUUAUUAAUUAAAAAUACAUAUCAAGGUUUUCUAUAAUACUUAGGUAGAAUUAAUAAUUUAAGCGAAUAAGAAAUAAAAUUUUAAGCAAAAAAUUAUCUAAUCUCAAUUGAAAGAGGCAAUAUUACUUUAGAGAAUUGCAAUUUUAGAGAUUUAUUAGAUUACGGCGUUAUGGAAAUAAUAAAUGCGGAAUCAAUUACUUUAAAAAACAUUGAGAUAUCAAAUUAAACAUUAAUUAGUGGAAGCACACUGAACUUUAAGCUAAAUAAAAGUACAUAAUUUUUCAUAUUUUAGAAUAACUGACAGUUGUGUAAUUAGUCAAUGUUUAGUUAGUAUCUUUCAAAGAACUAAUAGGAGAUGUCUUAAAACCAAUUGAAAUAAUUCCAUACCUUCCUAAACACUUUUAUUAAUGUUUCAAAUUAUACUCAUCUCCAGAGUAACUGCAAACUUUUUAUGAUUAAUAAAAUCAAUAUAUUAUUAGUCUUGACAAUUUUUUUAGCUUAAUAUUAAAAAGAACCAACCCUGAAUUUAUAUUUUAAGUUGAUUCAAUUGCCUCAUAACAUUAAAUUUUAUUCGAAAAUCUAAACUUUCAGGAUAUCAUAUGUUCCAACUGCAAAGAAGGAAUAUUAAAAUUUAUAAACAUAGAAGAAUAAAAAAAUAACAAUUUGAUGCGUCUCAACUCAAUAAAAAUGUAAGAUAAUGAAUGUGGACUGUUGAGUUGUUUAAUUAUAUCAUCUAAAAUGAUGAUUACGAACUUGAGAUAAUUCACAGAAAAAAAAUCACAAAGAUUAUUAAAUUAGAUUGAAAAUUACUAUGAAAAUAAGCUAACAACUGUGAAGCUUGAGUCUAGUUACUUUAAAAAUAAUACUGGCACAUAUGGAGGGGCAGCUUAUAUCUCUUCAAUAAGUGUACUUAUAACAUCUUGUUAAUUUAUAAUGAAUGUUGCAAAAGAAACGGGUGGAGCUAUUUAUUUUGACUAUUAAGAAUAAUCUUUAUUCUUAGUUUAUAAUUCCGAAUUUUUAAAUAAUUAAGCAAAGGUUGGAGGAGCUAUGUUUUUAAAAAACUAUGCAAUCCCUGACAAAGAUAAGACAAAUGUGAUUUAUUCAAAAAACAAAGCAUCUCUAUUUAGUGAUAAUGUAGCUAGCUUUCCAGUAAAACUAACUUUAGAAAUUGGUUCAAAAUUUAUGAAUACAAAAACCAUAGAGAAUAGCCAAAACUAAGUUAUUGAGCAGAUCGACAUUGAGAAAUAUUUCAUAGGUUAAAAGGAAGAAAACUUUCUAAUGCUUCCCAGCGGACAAGUUAUUAAAGAUUAUAAAUUUUUUAUUGAAUAAACCCAAGAAUACUUGCCUUUAAAUUUAACUUUUAGAAUAAUUCCACUAGAUAAAGGAAAUAGUUAAGUGAAAGCAUUAGAUGGAAGCAAAUGUACAUUGAAAGGUCGAUUGAUUAUUAAUGGAAAGGAAGGAGGAUUUUAGGAUAACUUUACUAGUAUAAAAGAUAUUGAAUUCAAUUAAACAAGUUAGGAUUAUAAUUUAGACUAAAUGAUUAUUAAUUUUGAUCCUGAUUAAUCACAUUAGAACUAUUUAUAAUUGGAAAUAAUUUGUGAUUCAGUGAAAAUUCCUAUCUUUGAUGAUCAACCUCCAUACUUACUCAAAUAUUAUUUGACAAAUUAUAAAUUAAGGGUGAAUUUAUAAACAUUCCCUUGUUAAAGGGGAGAGUAUAAAACUGUAUAAGGAACAUGUAAAUUAUGUGAUCCAAAAUCUUAUCAAUACAACGUAAGAGCAGGAGAAUAAUGUAGAAUAAAGGAUCCAAUCAGAAUGCAAAAUGUUACUUCAGCUAGAAUCAUGUUGAGACCUCAUUAUUGGAGACCCUAUGAGAGCAGUGAAAAUAUAGAAUAUUGUUUGAAUAUGCCUGAGAGUUGUGAAGGUGGAUGGACUCCUGGCAACGAAAUCUGCUCAUCGGCACAUAUAGGGGCUUUAUGUGAGCAGUGCGACCUUUAUAAUAUCAGAGGAUAAGGUUCUUAUUCUGUAAGCACAAUUUAUAAAUGUGGAAGCUGUGAAAAUGUUAGUGGUAACUCUGCAAAAGUAGCUUUAAUUAGUAUUUGGACAAUGAUCUCAAUUUUUCUAUCUGUAAAAGGUACAAUAGAAACAAUAGAUAAAGCGGUAAUUCAAUAGAAAAGAAUUUUAUUAAAAAUAGCCUCAGCGGACCCUAGAGCAACUCAAGGGAAUGUAUUAAUCAAAGUAUUAACCAAUUAUUUCUAAAUCAUUGGAGUGAUCUCUACGUUCUAAUUAUCAAUGCCAAGUGGACUAUCAACUUCUGUGAAAUCAGUUGGAAAUCCAAUAGAAACCAUGAGUUUAUCAUUAGACUGCUUUUUAGCAGGCAUCUCAGAUAUCAAUAUUAUUUAUUUCAGAAUGGUCUGGGCUUUGAUAUUACCUCUUAUUUACAUUCUAACAUUCGCUACUAUUUAUUUAUUGGCUGUUAGUUUUAAUAUAACAAAGUUGAAUAAGAGUGCAUUUACAACUUCAUCAAUCUAUUUAUUCACAUAUUUUUAACCAAAUUUGAUUGGAGGAUUGAUCUCUUUAUUAUCCUUUAGAUACAUCUCAAAUUUAUAUUGGAUUCAAGGUAAUGUUGCUUAUAGAUAUGAUACUAAAGAGCAUUUUAAUUGGAUUUUAACGUUUAUUUUUCCUGUCACAUUGGUUUUAGCAUUUAUUAUUCCUGCCUAUAUGUUUGCUAGUUUAUACUUAUAAAGAAAUAAACUGGAAGAUUAAAACACAAGAAAAAAUUGGGGAUAUUUGUAUAAUGAGUAUUCAAGGAGUGCUUACUUUUGGGAAAUAGUCAAAAUUUUGUAAAAAGGAUUUAUUAUUAUCUUUUUAACAUUUUAUGAAGACUUAAUCAUCAUAAAAGGAGCUUUGGUUUUUAUCAUUGUUUUUAUAUAUCAAUUACUGACUAAAAAGUAUAGACCUUACUAACUAAAUUAAUUAAAUAUUAUUGAUGAGUUUAGUACACUGAUUUGCGGUACUUCCAUAGUAUUAUCAAUUACCAUAUAUUAAGCUGACAUAUCAAACAGUUAAGAGAUAAUUCUACCAUUUUAUAUAUUUCUUAUUGGGUUAAACGGUGUAUUCAUUUUAUAUAUUGUAUGGGGAAUACUAUUGGCUUAAUUGGAAAAUUAACAAUAAAAUCUGGAUAAAAUAAGGGAUAAAAUCAAUAAAAGAUUUCCAAAUUUAAUAAAUUCCAAUUAUAUUCUAAAGAGACUUCUAACAAAUCGAGAAUAACAAAAAUAACGAAUACAUAUUAGAUUUUAAAAGAUAAGGAAAUAUCUAUUGGAGAUUGUUCAUUCUAACCCAGGUUUAUAUUAAAUGCACACCUAAAGCGAUAGCUAUCCAGAAAAACUAAAAACUUACGGUUUAGAAAGAAAUUCCGAUUUUGAAAAUGAAAUAAGGAAUUUCUAAGAAAAACCAAAAACUAAUAAUAAAAUUUAUCCUAUUGACUUUGAUCUGAAAUCAAGAAAUCUACAAGAAGAAAUUGAUAAUGAGAUAAUGAGUCAAUGA